UGUAUAUUUAACAUAAUGUUUCUUUGUUUCAGUAAUAACAGCUACUACAUCUGGUUUCCGUUUCUGGCGGAAAAAUUCGCUUCUGGUUUCUCGUCAACAGACGGGAACUCAACUGUGGAACAGGUCAACGGCCUGUGCAGCAUUAUCGUCAGCGAGCAUCAGGCUGCCGUCAGUGGUGCAACCUGCUCAAGUACCGUGGAUCUGAGCUUGGUCUGGUCCAGCCUCGCACAAGGAGCCAGCUUCGUGGUUAUUCUCCUGCUGAUCACUAAGAUAGCAUAUCGCAAGAAAUUAUUGAUGAUUAUCAUUCUCUCGAUAUCUGGCUUCUCGACCCUGGGCGCGGUGGUCAUCAAUGACAGCAUCACCAGUUUUAUCAUGUACUUCGGGCUGCUAUUCAAUGAAUUGUGUACAGGAUUCAUUUUCUCGUAUUUUGUAGAUCUUUACCCGACUUCGUAUAGAGGCACAGCGGCGUGCGUGGGUGUGAUGGUGGCUCGGGCUGGUGCCCUCGGCGGCGUGAACAUCCUCGGUGCCUUCUUGAUGUCCCACUGCACUGCCACCUUCUAUGGCACGUUCGCGUUAAUGCUUAGUACCGUUGCCGUGUCCUUCUUGUUGCCUCCAGACAAAUCGCUUAAUAAAACUGUUAGUACUUAAA
Molecule: messenger RNA, 649 nt
Organism: Manduca sexta (tobacco hornworm)
Lineage: Eukaryota; Metazoa; Arthropoda; Insecta; Lepidoptera; Sphingidae
Exons: 4
Coding region: 16-648 (210 amino acids)
Source: RefSeq, a predicted model, not a curated record